This is a messenger RNA of Exaiptasia diaphana, 1987 nucleotides long. Its product is annotated as ornithine decarboxylase. Lineage: Eukaryota; Metazoa; Cnidaria; Anthozoa; Actiniaria; Aiptasiidae. Gene Ontology annotation, cellular component: cytoplasm. Gene Ontology annotation, molecular function: ornithine decarboxylase activity. The record is from RefSeq and is a predicted model, not a curated record. The coding region runs from base 321 to 1709 and encodes 462 amino acids. The transcript has 15 exons.
ACGUUGUCGAUCUCUCCAACAUCUAGGCGGACAUAUUGCGUGUUCUGGGUUAYGAAGGAGACGGACGUCUUCUUAUUUUAAACCCUUAUUUUUCACUUAUUUCGUCAACAUUUCUCGUUUCAAGGUUAUCGCGUGCUGCUUCUCUUCAAGGGUGGUACAGACCCACUCCUCUCUAAAAUUCACCAAGUAUCCUGACGUAGACCAACUUCUUAAAAGAAAGAAGUUCGAAUUUGACUUCAACGUCGACACAGAACCAAGCUGACAUUUUGCUAAGGGAGAAUAAAACAGGAUUGAUAUUUGCCCCUCUGCCCUAAUUGAAGAUGAAGCAGAAUACGACUGGAAUGGACAAUGCUAUUGAAAUUGUGGAAGAUGAUAUUUCUUACAAGAAAAUUAUUCAAGAGAAGCUUAAUUCUCUUGAACGUGAGGAUUGUGAUGAUGCCUUCUACAUUGUAGACUUGGCUGAUGUGAUCCUUAAACACAAAAAGUGGGUUCAACUGCUUCCAAGAGUUGAGCCUUUUUAUGCUAUGAAAUGCAAUGAUGAUCCAAUUAUUCUCAAAUUACUGGUUGGUCUUGGUUUGGGAUUUGACUGUGCAAGCAAGAGUGAAAUUCAGACUAUUUUGGGUCUUGGAGUCUCGCCAUCCAAAAUAGUUUAUGCUAAUCCUUGCAAGCAGGCAUCACACUUCAGGUUUGCUGCUCAGCAUAAUGUUUCUUUAACAACCUUUGACAAUGAAAUGGAACUGCACAAGGCAAAAAAGCUGUAUCCAACAGCAAAGUUGAUCUUGCGUAUCCGAACUGAUGAUUCCAAAUCCCUGUGUCAGCUGGGGAUAAAGUAUGGUGCCCCUUUGAAGCAAUGUCGACACCUUUUGAAGGUUGCACAGGAUCUUGGACUGAAUGUYGUUGGAGUAAGCUUUCAUGUUGGUAGUGGAUGCUAUGAUGCAAGUGCUUAUGCCACAGCAGUUCUUUCAGCUCGUAGUGUCUUUGACUUUGCUGGCCAGUUUGGAUUUGACUUCAAAUUGCUGGACAUUGGCGGUGGCUUUCCUGGUAGUCCAGAUUCAGCCAUUUCCUUUGAAGAUGUCUGCAACACUUUGAACCCUUUAUUUGARGAACAUUUCCCUGCCAGCUCUGGAGUUCGUAUUAUUGGUGAACCAGGACGUUUCUACAGUGCGUCWGCUCUUACUCUUGCUGUCAAUGUCUUUGCAAAGAGAUUGGUUCCUUUCAACCAACUCCAAAGUGUAGACAAAGACAAGCUUGAGUCUCUUGGCUGUCCCAAGGAAGAACAAAUGGGCUACAUGUACUACAUCAAUGAUGGUGUGUAUGGUUCAUUCAACUGCUUGGUGUUUGACCAUGCUACAGUAGUACCAGAAACCUUGGAAGASAGCAAUGGAGAUGUACUGUACCCAUCAAGCAUCUGGGGACCAACAUGUGACUCCAUGGAUUGUAUCACUAAAAAUGCAACUCUUCCYAAGGUUGAGGUUGGUGACUGGUUGUUCUUUAGGAACAUGGGGGCCUAUACAGCUUCAGCUGCCUCUACCUUUAACGGUUUUAAYAAACCAUACAAGUACUACAUUAUCAGCCAACAUUACAGGAGUGUUUUGAAGCAGGUUUUGGAGCAAUUCGCGUCCAACAAUAUAAAGUGUAACCAAAAGAGCUUGGAGGAAUUYAGUGCUUUGUCAGUAUGCCAAGACYCUGUUUGCCCUGCCAUGGUUUAAAUACCAAACAAGAUUAUCCAUUGUGAUUUAAGAAAAAUUGCAUCAUCAUGUUAUARAUACACUAUAUUUACAAGUUUUUUAUUAUUCGAGUGCACAAAAUUAACAUAAUUGCAGAGUUAUAAUUUUUGAUGACGAAAUUAUGCAGGCUGGAAUUUCACGCAUUUUAUUUGCAUGUCAUUGAUAAAGUAGGUUUGUAAUUCUUGAAGGGAAUGCUUUUGUUUUGUAGGGGGAACAUGUUGAUGAAAAUAAGUUAUUAAAUUGGACAUGAUGUACUCAAA